Molecule: messenger RNA, 6146 nt
Organism: Coregonus sp. 'balchen'
Lineage: Eukaryota; Metazoa; Chordata; Actinopteri; Salmoniformes; Salmonidae
Source: the annotation of a GenBank genome assembly
CCUCAACGUCCGACUGCCAGUGGGAGGAACUUUGACCAACCACCAGUUAGCUAAAUUAUUUCAUAGCGUAAUAUAGCACUUACUGUCACUUUAGUUUGUUUUUUCAUAUGUAUGUGUGUUGUUUUACAUGAAACGAGAUGUGGUUUAUUUAUUUACUAAGUUGGCUGUCGUUGGUGAUACAAAUAUCUUUCAUCACACUAGCAAUUGGUGAGUUUACUUUUUGAAGUUGUUAGCUACAGUAGCUAGCUAGUUAGCAUCGCCACAGCCCCUUCUUUCCCACUCCACCUAUCGAUUCAUGUCAAUUCGGCCUCGGCUCGGGUGCAAGCAAAAUGACAAAUAAUCAACAAUGUGGCAGAAUAAACUUUACUCUACUGACUUGCUAACUAGGAUAAUAGUUUGAGUUAAUUUAGUUAACUAGCUAACAAUGCUAUGCACAUAACGUAGUGUGGCAAAUUCCCAUAGUUAGCUACAGCUAGUGAGCUAACAGCCAACUGGGUAACUAAGGUUAGUUAGUUAGUUAGCUAGCUAACGUUAGUUGUGAUUCACAAUCCAAUCGAGAGAGUUAAGCAAAUCUAACGUCACUUAUUUUGAAUUGUAAAGUUAAUAACGGUAAUCACUACAGUAAUCCUGCGGCGUUUCAUGCAACUGGUGACAAAGUUUACCUAAUGUUAACUACCUAUUGCUGGUCCAUGUUGUUGCGCAAGGGGUUACUAGUAACUAACUAGUUAGCGAGUAUCUUCUACCACAACACCGCUAUUUACAAAAUCGCAAAAUAACGUUAUUGUAAAGCCAAUAAUAUUACGCAAUAGUUGGAUAGGAAUGUCUGGCAUGUAACUGUUCAACUGUUGCCCUAACGUUAAUCCUAAAUUCCAAGCAGAGUAUGUGAGCGGAGUUGAGCAGUCGGAAAUCACGCUUGCACACGCUCCGAUUUCGCUCCAUUCAUUAAAAUCACAAUUUAACAAACACCCAUCUAUUUCUGUGACUACCUGGACCUACUAUUUCGUUUUGAAGUAUUGAAACCAAACCAUAUUAUUUGAAUGAAAAGUAUUUUAAGACGUGAAAAGAUUAAUGUAAGAAGCGCUCAUCAUUUCAAAUAGGCUACAUGUCGUAUUAAACAGCAUAUACAGUGCAUUCGGAAAGUGUUGAGACCCCUUACCUUUUUUCACAUUUUGUUACGUUACAGCCUAAUUCUAAAAUGGAUUAAAUAAAUAAAAAUCAUCAUCAAUCUACACACAAUAUCCAAUAAAGACUAAGUGAAAACAGGUUUUUAGAAAUGUUUGCAAAAAAAACACACUUAUUUACAUAAUUAUUCAGACCCAUUGCUAUGAGACUCGAAAUUGAGCUCAGGUGCAUCCUGUUUCCAUUGAUCAUCCUUGAAAUGUUUCUACAAUGAUUGGAGUCCACCUGUGGUAAAUUCUAUUGAUUGGGCAUGAUUUGGAAAGGCACACACUUGUCUAUAUAAGGUCCCACAGUUGACAGUGCAUGUCAGAGCAAAAACCAAGCCAUGAGGUCGAAGGAAUUGUCCAUAGAGCGCCGAGACAGGAUUGUGCUGAGGCACAGAUCUGGGGAAGGGUACCAAAACAUUUCUGCAGCCUUGAAGGUCCCCAAGAACCUUAAAUGGAAGAAGUUUGGAACCACUAAGACUCUUCCUAGAGCUGGCCUCCCGGCCAAAAUGAGCAAUCGGGGGAGAAGGGCCUUGGUCAGGGAGGUGACCAAGAACCUGAUGGUCACGCUGACAGCGCUCCAGAGUUCCUCUGUGGAGAUGUGAGAACCUUCCAAAAGGACAACCAUCUCUGCAGCACUCCACCAAUCAGGCCUUUAUGGUAGAGUGGCCAGAUGGAAGCUACUCCUCAGUAAAAGGCACAUGACAGCCCGCUUGGAGUUUGCCUAAAGGACUCUCAGACCAUGAGAAGCAAGAUUCUCUGGUCUGAUGAAACCAAGAUUGAACUCUUUGGCCUGAUUGCCAAGCAUCACGUCUGGAGGAAACCUGGCACCAUCUCUACAGUGAAGCAUGGUGGUGACAGCAUCAUGCUGUGGGGUUGUUUUUCAGUGGCAGGGACUGGGAGACUAGACAGGAUCGAGGGAAAGAUGAACGGAGCAUACAUUGAGAUUCUUGAUGAAAACCUGUCCCAGAGUGCUCAGGACCUCAGACUGGGGCGAAGGUUCACCUUCCAACAGGACAAUGACCCUAAGCACACAGCCAAGACAACGCAGGAGUGGCUUCAGCACAAGUCUCUGAAUGUCCUUGAGUGGCCCAGCCAGAGCCCGGACAUGAACCUGAUCGAACUGAUCGAUUGUGCUUUGUCAUUAUGAGGUAUUGUGUGUAGAUUGAUGAGGGGGUAAAAAAAUAAAUAUCCAUUUUAGAAUAAGGCUGUACCGUAACAAAAUGUGGAAAAACUCAAGGGGUCUGAACCAUUAUGCUUUCGGGAUAUGUCUUUUCAGAUUCCACAAUGAUUAUUUAGUUGUGGACACUACAUUACUGCACUCCCUCUCUUGCUCUUGGUCCUCAUCUUUGUAAGUCACCUUGAUUUUGCACCUGUAUGUUUUACCAGUUUCUUUAUGAAAAUAUUUAGCGAACUCCAUGACAGUAACUAAAGCAAGGGUCUAUAGCAGCACACAAGUAGACUACAAAUGCAUGCUGGGCCAGGCAUGCCCUGAGCUCGUGAAGUGAGCGAAAUUAGAGCGGCCAACAAGGCCGACGCUCCAGCCUUUGGGAAUCUCGCUCCGCGCUCCAGUCAAAUUGGGCACGCUCACUCUGAUUCCAAGGACCGAUGUUCUGUUUAAAGGCGAAUUGGCUCUGGAAGCCAAAAAUGGCCAAAUACUCCAUCUAAAUGUGAAUCUAUUCUCAUUUGCGGUACGGUUCUAGAAACGUAAAUCCCUCUACUUUCAUAUCACAUCGAAAUAAUUUCACAAAUGCAAAAAACUGAUUUACCUUUUUAACUGACUUUAACAGGCUUGUAAUAACUUAUGGGAUAUGGCUGGCAUAUGCCCUUGUUUAAAAUCAGUCUUCUAGGCUAGUAGGUUUAGCUGUGCAGAUGGAUUGAAAAAUUAUAUAUUUUUGCUGUACUAAAUAAAUGUUCAUCUGUAAACUUAGAUGAUAAUACUAGUUUGAAAGUGAUAAAGUGAGUGAACCUACUUUUGUCACAUAGGCUAUUUAGUUUGAUCCUAAAAUCCAAUUUGAUUGGACAGCUAUUACUUAUUAUGACGUCGUCUAUUUUAGCAACUGUCAUCAGGAAUAAUGUAAUAACCAGUCAAUUAAGAUAGUCCAUGUGGAUUUACUGCAAAUAUGUGUCAAAACAGCUCAUGAAUCUCAUGUUCACACAGUGAGUUUGCACUGCAGGCAGUGGGGCGGUAAAACUAAGAGGGGGAGCUGUCCGACGCGGAAUCAAAAUAUAAAAAAGAGAAAUGUCUGCCUGUCAUGCCUCGCUAGGAGUUCUACCGGCACUUGAGCAUAGGGUUCAAAAGUGCACGGCGCUCUGUCCGCAUUUCCUCACCGUAUGUGUGUAGAAGGCCGGGCGGGCAUGGAGUACAUUGCCUUGCGUGACGAGAUGCAGAUUGUUACUGUGUGUGUUUGUAUGUGUGCUCUCACCCCCUUCUCUUUGAUGUAAUUGUUCUGACUUGUUUUAGUGCCUUUGCCUCAAGUAGCCUUUUCUGGAAGCAUGUUAGUAAAUGGCUGAUUCUAUCUAGGCUACCUUCAGUUCUUCAAGCGUUAUUUUGGGUUGUGUGUGUGUUUACUGCCGUGAAUGUUGUUUACUUAUUCAUCAAUCGAUCUCAUCCCUUGUAUGUUACAGUGCAGUCUAUGGACAAGCUGGUAAAUGCAUUUUGUUUGUUUUUUAUGUAUUUAUUAGUACGUCUCUCCUCCUCCCCCAGCUGCUGGCCUGUAUUAUUUGGCAGAACUAAUAGAAGAAUACACAGUUGCCACUAGUCGAAUAAUAAAGUACAUGAUACUGGUGAGUAGUUUCUCUUGGAUGAUAUCUAACACAGUGACCGAUUUUAAUUUCCUUGAACACUUUGGCUCUACAGGAGCUGAUCAGUCUUACAGUCUAAAUAUCCUUGUCAUCUACUUGUACUUCCAUCUCUUCUGUACAACUCUCCCCUUAUUACUUGUGUUAGGUGACCUACUAUUCCCAUAUGUCCCAGGCUGAGUCCAAAAUGUGCACUACCUUCGUCCAGAGCCCUGUCGGCCCUGAACAAAAAUAUUGCACUGUAUGGUGAAUAGGGUGGCGUUUCAGAUGCAUCCUAUGUUGCAGAGGGGAGUAGUGCUAAUAACGCCCCUGCUCUGUGUACUGUAAGUUCUCUACAGGUGUACUGACGGGGCUGUACCUGUUUGAGGGCUUCCCAUGGCUGAUGAUGGGCUGUGGUCUCUUCACCAACCUGGUGUACUUUGGCCUCCUGCAGACUUUCCCUUACAUACUGCUGAGCUCACCCAACUUCAUCCUCUCCUGUGGUGAGCAUCAGAGGCAGGCAGCUGCUGAGGCAGGAACAAGUGUAUAGUAGUGAUAGGUUUUCGAGAUAUAAAUGUUUAACAUAUUGUAUUUAUCCCUCCUGCAUCUCUUUGUCUUUCUCUCCCCUUCUCCCUCUCUCCCUCCUUCCCUCAGUGUUGGUGGUGUUGAAUCACUACAUGGCUUUCCAGUACUUUGCAGAAGAGUAUUACCCCUUCUCAGAGGUAAGUCUGGGACACACAGUCACCCACCUCUGAGAUAAGCCUAAUCUGUGUUGAUCAGGCCUGAGCUCUUAUGAGCAAAGUAUUGCAGGGUACAUAAUAAUUUAUUUACUUAGCAAAUGACAUAAUGGAACUGUAUGAGUGAUGGCUCAAAUACUCAGGGUUGGGUAUGUUAUGUUCUAAAUGUAAUCUAUUACAGUUACUAUUUACCUGUCAAAUUGUGAUCAGUAACAUCAUUUAUGGAUUACCCAAACUCAGUAACGUAAUCAGAUUACUUGCAGUUACUUUUUGAUUACUUUCCCCAUCAUAAGAAGACAGUUUUUUUUUUUGUAAUCAGUUACUCCCCAACCCUGCAAAUACCUCACCAAGGGCAAAGACCGUUGCUAUGUGUAAUGGGAAUAUUUUAACUGAAUAAAGUUAAAAUUCAAAGACAGAGGACUCGCUGAUUAUUAUUGUAUUCUCUGAACACCGUGAUUCUGUAGCAGGUGACAGUCACUGCUUUUUGUUUGGACUUCAUACAAGCCUCUCGGGCUGGUGUUUACAGAACAACUGUCUGCUGAUUAGGACCUAGUAGUUAUAGGCUAUAUAUUCUGCUAUGGUCAGGGACAACUCUUAGCCCUAGUCGUAAGCUCUAAGGCCCUGGCCUCUAACCCCUGUAGCUCCUCUCUCCUCAACUCCGUAUCUCUUCUCUCCUCAACUCCGUAUCUCUUCUCUCCUCAACUCCGUAUCUCUUCUCUCCUCAACUCCGUAUCUCUUCUCUCCUCAACUCCGUAUCUCUUCUCUCCUCAACUCCGUAUCUCUUCUCUCCUCAACUCCGUAUCUCCUCAACUCCAUCUCUCCUCAACUCCAUCUCUCCUCAACGCCGUAUCUCCUCUCUCCUCAACAACAUAACUCUUCUCCCUGAAGGUCCUGGCGUACUUCACCAUCUGUCUGUGGAUCAUCCCCUUCUCGUUCUUCGUGUCUCUCUCGGCGGGGGAGAACGUGCUUCCGUCCACCAUGCAGCAAGGAGGUGAGCUCUUAGGGCUAAGUCUGAAAUGGCACCCAGAGCCUUAUGAUACGAAUACUUGGUCCUGUUCAGUAGGGCACACACUUGAUGACAACAGAAAACGUUUGCCAGGGAAAUAAGCGUUUAAUAAAAACGAGUUCAGUUUCAUUUUUUCUUCUCCCUUCUGGACCCCACCCAGAUAUAGCACGUUCAGAUAUCAUAUCCCCCCCCCCCCCAGUUGUUCAACUCUAGGCCAACCAGGUUAUUUUACUAAAGAUAAUGUAACUCUUUCUCAACAACUUACCUGGCUAGAUAAAUUAAACAUAUUUAAACUUUAUUUUUCUUCUCUCCUUCCUUUUUUUUCUCCAGAUGACGUGGUCUCAAAUUACUUCACCAAGGGCAAGAGGGGCAAGAGGUCCGGCAUCCUGCUCAUCUUCUCUUUCCUCAAGGAGGCAGUGUUGCCUAGUCGACAGAAGAUGUACUGAGGCUCUACCCGGG